This is a messenger RNA of Cervus elaphus (red deer), 558 nucleotides long. It is a transcript of the gene DEMA1, whose product is annotated as chromosome 11 C2orf74 homolog. The transcript is spliced from 4 exons. NCBI's taxonomy places the organism in Eukaryota, Metazoa, Chordata, Mammalia, Artiodactyla, Cervidae. The record is from RefSeq and is a predicted model, not a curated record.
AUGAACUUUGAAACCACAGAAUUCACUUUCUUCAUCAUCCUUCUAAUUUGCCUCAGUUGCAUCUUCCUUUUAUUGGUGGUUUUUUUAUAUAAAUGUUCCCAAAGCAGGACAGAUGAAGAGACAGAAAAAGGUCCUUGUACAGAAAAUGAAGGUGAAGAUUGUCCAGCUACUCAUACAGAGAUGAAUGAUUUAGACAACCAAGAAAAGUAAGUCUGCACCUUAGGAUGUGGUGGAACACCAUUUUUGCAUGGCAUUCUUGUCCAGAGACGGAGUAAAGAAGCGAUGACCACACCCUUAGGAAAUAGAGAGGAUGUGGAGGGUGAAGAAGAGAACAAAACAAAAGAGAAACGAAAGCCUGAGAAUGCUGGAGAAAAUGGUCAAGAGGAUGACUAUUUGCAAAAACCACUCAUACCUGUCACUGGAAGUCCUUCAGUUGUUGAUAACCAUAAAAGACCCUUAAAAGGAGUAACAUUUUCUAGGGAGGUAAUCGUUGUGGACCUUGGAAAGGACAAUCCUAUAGCUCGAAGCUAUACUCGAUUACAUAGAGAGAGAAAGUGA